AUGUCUGAAGAGCAAAAUCAUUCAACGGAAGGUGCCUCAUACUCCGAGCAAAUACUAGAAGCAGCGAGAAGAAAUAACACCGAACUUCUACUCCAAAUCAAGUCUGAAUUGAACAAUGACCAGGAGAAGCUUUCACAAUUGAUCAACAGUACUCAUGAAGUGAUAACGAACAAUACGCCAUUACAUAUCGCAUGCCACUUGGGCAACUGGGAGUUUACAGACAUUGUGUUGGAUAUUGAAGGAGUAGAGAUUGACCCGCAAAACAGAGCACAAGAAACACCAUUACAUCUCGCAGUGAAAUAUACAGUAGAUGAGCCAGAUCAUGGCUAUUUCAUCGUCGACAAUUUGUUGGACGCUGGAUCAGAUCCUAGGAUCAAGGACAAAGACGGGUUGAGACCAAGGGAUUAUGUAAAUAAGGAUAAUGAAAAGUUGUUGCAAUUAUUGGAGAGUGCUGAAUAUGCUAUAUCGAUGGAGGACACUGACCAAGAACGGUUGGCAGCAUUUGCAAAAGAGCAAGAAGCAGAAGACGGUUCAGCAUCUGGAUCGGAAUCAGAUUGA
Molecule: messenger RNA, 558 nt
Organism: Lodderomyces margitis
Lineage: Eukaryota; Fungi; Ascomycota; Pichiomycetes; Serinales; Debaryomycetaceae
Exons: 1
Coding region: 1-558 (185 amino acids)
Molecular function (GO): protein binding
Source: RefSeq, a predicted model, not a curated record